Myzus persicae (green peach aphid) is the source of this 726-nucleotide messenger RNA. RefSeq lists its product as uncharacterized. The coding region runs from base 193 to 555 and encodes 120 amino acids. Gene Ontology annotation, biological process: sensory perception of taste. Gene Ontology annotation, cellular component: membrane. Lineage: Eukaryota; Metazoa; Arthropoda; Insecta; Hemiptera; Aphididae. The transcript has 3 exons. The record is from RefSeq and is a predicted model, not a curated record.
AACAAUUUUUUUAAGAACUUCUAAAUUAUGUAUUUUUCAUCAAUUGUUUUCUAAUUCCGGUAAGAAAGUCAUGCUUGAGUACAUUCAGAGACAUGUAUUUGGAGGUCAUAGAAUGCUUACACCAAGUCAAAAGCUCAAUAUGUGGUUUACCGGGUGUUGUAUUUACUGUAAAAAUUGUCAGCGGUAUCAUAUAUGACAUGUACAGUUUCGUAUUAUUUCCGAGAGUACGUCAAUGAUCCUUAUUCGGUAUUUUCUUUCAUAGACUUGUUAACAAAAACAAUCAAUAUUAUACUAUUAUACAUGAUAUGUGACGCCACGGAAAAAGAGAUAAACCGGAUGAGUGAUGCCUUACAUCAACGAUCCGUAAUAGAAAGGAACCCUAGAAUUAAACGUCAGAUCAAGUUUUUUUUAUUACGAAGAUUACACGAGCACUAUCAUUUUAAGCUGUAUGGAAUGUGUCAUAUUAAUUUAAGACAACUACAUAGUUUGUCAAGCAAAGCAAUUGGUUAUUUGGUUGUUCAAAUCUUGUUAAAAUUAAAUAAAAAAUUAACUUAGAUACCAAAUUAAUCAGUUUAUAGGCUGAUAUAUUUAUGUAAAGACACUAUGUAGAAUGUUAUAUAAACCUUUUAUGUUAGGUAAACAUAACAUAUAAGUUACUAAUAGACCACUCACUACUCAUUCAACACAUGUUUUUUAUGUAUUAUUGUAAAGAUAUUCAAAUUUUUA